AUGGCAGAGUUCUUCACACGUCCGGAGUUACACACCCAAACUCCAGUUGCUGUUGUGCUGGUCAUAAUCCUGAACGUUAAGGGCUCCGUGGAGGACCCUCUCCUGGCGUGUUUACAGGACCCUGACUACGAGGAGCUCCUGGGGGUGAUGGCCAAGGGUCUGCCUGUCACCAAUUCCCCCCAGCAUGUAGCCAUUGUGGGAGGGGGUAUCGCUGGACUCACUGCAGCUAAACUCUUAGAGAGUGUUGGACACAAGGUGACUCUGAUUGAGGCGAGCCAUCGGCUGGGUGGCAGGGUGGAAACCUAUAGGAAUGAGAGGGAGGGCUGGUAUGCAGAGCUCGGAGCCAUGCGGAUCCCCAGCUUUCACAAGAUUCUGUUAACGUUGGUGGCCCAGUUGGGACUCCAGCUGAAUGUCUUCAUUCAGGACGACGACAACACAUUUUACUAUGUCAACGGGCUGCUGCACAGAACCUCCACAGUUAAGGAGAACCCAGACGUGCUGGGUUACCCGCUCAACGACACUGAGACAGGCAAAUCUGCCACUCAACUUUUCGACAUUGCACUAGGGAAGAUACGAGAUGAUUUAAAAACUAUUGGCUGCAAUUCUGUGCUGAAAAAAUAUGAUUCAUAUGCUGUCAAGGAAUAUUUGGUGAAGGAAGCAAACCUGAGUCGAGGAGCACUAAGAAUGAUAGGAGACAUCCUGAAUGAGAACAGCAUCUUUUACACAGCCCUGACAGAGAUGCUAUACAUUCAAUCUGAUAUAAAUGACAAUAUUGAGUAUUAUGAAAUCAUCGGAGGCUCAGACCUCCUGAUCAAAUCGAUGGCCGACAUGCUUAACAGCACAUUACUCUUCGGGUCAAAGGUCAAGCGCAUAACUCAGUCGGAUGACAACGUAACCGUGACAUAUCAAGACUGGCGUAACCCCUCGUCCCUCGCAAACGUCACAGCAGACUACGUCUUGAUGACCGCCUCGGCCAAGGCCACGCUGUUUGUCGACUUCCAGCCGCCCCUUUCCAACCUCAAGAUGGAGGCCCUGCGCUCUGUGCACUACACUAGCUCCACCAAGGUGGUGCUCAGCUUCAGCGAGAGGUUCUGGGAGACGGAGGGCAUCAGGGGCGGGAAGUCCAUCACGGAUUUGCCCUCUCGCUUCAUCUAUUACCCCAGCCACGGCUUCUCUGGGAAGGGAGGGGCCCUCCUGGCCUCCUACACAUGCUCAGAUGACUCGGCGCUGUUCCAGGGAGUCAGGGAUGAUGACCUGAUGGAGGCGGUGCUGAACGACCUGGUUAAGAUCCACGGCGAGGGCAUCCGCGGCCUGUGCACUGGAGGCGUGGUGAAGAAGUGGGGUCUGGACCCCUACAGCCUCGGGGCGUUUGCUAUUUACACUCCCUACCAGCAGACGGACUAUGCCACUGUGCUCUUCAACAGCGAGAGGAGGGUUCACUUUGCAGGGGAGCACACCGCCUCUCCCCACGGCUGGAUUGAGACUGCAAUGAAAUCUGCCAUCCGAGCUGCUAGAAAUAUUAACCAGUCUGCUAUAGCCCACGGGUGAGGGCCCCAGGCUCUUCUAUAAGAUGAUUUACCAUUACCUCUAGGUUAACUUGACCUGGUGUAGUCAGGUUCUUGCCAUACUCCCCUGCAUGUCAAUGAA
This is a messenger RNA of Engraulis encrasicolus (European anchovy), 1647 nucleotides long. RefSeq names its product interleukin 4 induced 1 (gene il4i1). Gene Ontology annotation, biological process: amino acid catabolic process. The record is from RefSeq and is a predicted model, not a curated record. The coding region runs from base 1 to 1548 and encodes 515 amino acids. NCBI's taxonomy places the organism in Eukaryota, Metazoa, Chordata, Actinopteri, Clupeiformes, Engraulidae. The transcript is spliced from 9 exons. Gene Ontology annotation, molecular function: L-amino-acid oxidase activity.